GAUGCACUAAACUUUAGUUGCUUGAAAAUAUACUCAUCAAAACUCUCUGUGUGCAUGGAAAACCCCAAGCCAAGUAUUUGCUUGAAGCUCCUUGUCGAUACAAAGCGUCAACGAGUUCUCUUUGCUGAAGCUGGCAAAGACUUUGUGGACUUUCUCUUCACACUCCUGUCUUUGCCCAUUGGCACUGUCAUCGGGCUCCUUCCCAAAGAUGGCAUGGUUGGCUCGUUAGGCAAACUUUACGGCAGUGUCAAGAGCCUAAGCAGCACAUACAUGCAACCUUACUUUAACAAGGAAUCCCUCCUGAAACCUAAGGCAACAGCAACGAUUGGUGUUGGUGCCGAUGUCCUUCAUAUGCUGAUGAUAGACGACUCCACUGCUGAAAAGUCAUUCUAUUAUUGUGAUUGUCGUAGUCGCGGCCAACAAAGGUACUGCUACAACGGAUCCAGUGGAAAUCCAACAGUUGUAACGGACAACCCUGAAGCAAUUUGUCCACACUGCAUUUCAAGCAUAAAUACCAAGGCGACUUUUGUCCAUGGAUCCGCUGCUGAAAGCAGAACGUCCGGCGAGGGAGGGUAUGUGAAAGGUGUUGUCACGUAUAUGAUUAUGGAUGACUUGGAAGUGCAGCCUAUGUCUACCAUUUCAGGCAUAACCAUGCUUAACAGGUUCAACGUCAGGGAUGUCGGUGCCCUUGAAGAGAAGGUGGUCCAUCUUACCAUGGAAGAGGGUCUCAAAUUGCUGAGGGCAUCGUUGCACUCAAACUUGGUCCUGACCACCGUGUUCCUUGGUACGAAAGAAGCGUGAACACCUCAACUUUAUUUGCACUUCAACUGAAAGUAUUGUGGAAUAGACAGUCUGAAUCUUCUACGAGGUGUUUGUUUCUGAAUGAUAUUUUGUUUUGCAUAUCUAGUAAUGUAAUGUAAUGACCUACGUAGUUUAGGGUUCCAAACUUUUUAGAUGUUAUGUAAUGACCUACGUUUAAAGUUUAAACAUAGGAGAGAUGUUUUGACGAACCUAAUAUAUAUAUUUUUAUUUUAAACUAGUGUAUCCGAGUCUUUGACUCGAAUAAUCACUAGGUUCCUCAUUU
Molecule: messenger RNA, 1084 nt
Organism: Malus domestica (apple)
Lineage: Eukaryota; Viridiplantae; Streptophyta; Magnoliopsida; Rosales; Rosaceae
Source: RefSeq, a predicted model, not a curated record